GAAAUGAAAUCGAUGUCCCAUUCGCGCGUUGGUUACUGCAAAAAAAAGGACAAGAAACUAGAAAAAACAAUCCAAUUUUCAUUUUCGUGGAGCAUGUUCCAGAAAUUUAUUCCUUUUUAAUACCGUAAAACACAGAAAAAUUGAAUAGAAAAUACACGGUCUAUAUAUAAAAAUCACCUAGGGAAUUAAAAUAAGAACAAGAUGUCGAAGAAAAUGUCUCGCUACCCCACUGACCGAAAGGUGUAUGUCGGUGAUUUAGGCAACAGUGCUCGAAAAAAUGAAUUGGAAUAUGCAUUCGGUGCUUAUGGACCUUUACGCAGUGUAUGGAUAGCACGUUCACCUCCAGGUUUUGCCUUUGUUGAAUUUGAAGAUGCUCGUGACGCAGCAGAUGCUGUUAGAGGUUUAGAUGGUCGAACAAUUUGUGGCCGUAGAGCUCGAGUGGAAUUAUCAACAGGCAAAAGUACCAAGCCAGGACGCAGUGGUGGUGAACGCAGAGGGGGUGGUGCAACUGAACGCUAUGGUGGCGGGGGAGGAGGUGGCGGUCGUGGUAUUGGCGGUGGAAGUCGAAAUGGCGGUGGGGGCGUUGGCAGCAGUGGAGCUGGUGGAGGAGAUAGUAAAUGCUAUGAUUGUGGUGAUCGUGGUCAUUAUGCCCGGGAUUGUCAUCGACAUGGUGGACGCAGCAGGAGGAGACAUUCCCGCAGUCGCUCACGCAGUGUAUCACGAGGCCGUCGGUCUCACUCAAGAUCAGCCUCACGUUCACGCAGCCGCUCAGUUUCUGCAACUAGAGAAACUACACGAAAAUCUAGAGAGGUAUAUGGGCGAUCUCGUGAAAAUGGACGCGAAAAUGGAGAAACCGCUUACAGAUACAGUGAUGAGGAUCGCAAUGGAGCCGGAGGUCCUACCGUUGCCGAUUCACCAUCGCCAAAAAGACGUUAUGAACACGAUUCACCGUCGCCCAAGCGCAUUACUCAUUCAAAACGUAGUCGCACAGAGUCUUCACGCAGACAUGGCGGCGGCGGAGGUGGUUCCUCGAUUUCACGUUCACGCUCAAAUUCCCACAGAGAUUAGCAAUUAUUGAGCAAAAAUCAAGUGGCAGCAUAUAUAAAAUGAAAACAUUAUAUAAUUUCUACCACAAACACACACACACACACAUAUAUUUAUAUAUAUAUAUAUAUAUAUUUUUUAUUUCGAUCAACCACAUCAUCCUUUUAAACUAGACCUCAUAAAUAGCUGCUAGCAAGGUAUAGAAAUUAGGAAAUAGAUGUUAAUCGGGACAAAACACACCACACCAUCAAUAAAACAAAACAAAACAAACAAAAAAAACAACCAUUCAAAUACACUGUCCCUAAGCUGAGUGGACAGAGCAGUAUUCAAUGAUGAUGAAAAAAAAAGACUUUGUAAUUGCAAAUACUUUUUCUCUAAUUUAAUUAAAAAUUAUACAUAUAUUCUUUCUACUUUGUAUAAGUUUAUUGUAAACACUUUUAUUUUUCUUUAUUUGAUAAUUUUUUUAUUCUGGACAAAGCUGUUUAAAGAUUUUUAAUUUAUUUUUUUUUACAAACUAAAAACCUACAACAAACAGCAGCCUAGGCCAAAUCAAACAAAAGUCAAAUCAUUAUACAUUUAUAGUAAUAUGCAUAUAUAAAUUAAAAUGAAAAAGAGAAUAACAAAGAUGUCAUUGAAAAUAAAUCUGAAAUCGAUCAUAUGUAUGAGAACACACAAUUAAUUCCCUUACUUUAACUUCCCCCACCUAACCACAAUUUUACCAAAAAUAUUCUGUUUUUUUUUUAUAUAGCCAGAUUUUUUAUUUUUCCCAUACAAGGAUUGUUUUAUGCACAAUCUUUUCUUCCUCUAAUCGAAUCACUUCCAUUUUAUUGAUAUCGAGGGAAAUUUGGUAAACAGAAAAACACACAAAUGAAAAUGCAUUACAGCAAUAGCUAGAUAGGAUACACGCGCUGGACGUGGGAAUAGGCGGACUUUUGCCUAAAAUAGCUGAAUGAAGAAAACUCCAGUCCAUUGGGGUUCUGCCCCGAUUUGCCUGUCUUCUCACGAUACAUUUGUCCUUUUUUUUCCUGUGUAUUUAAUUCAACUGCCUUGCACAAUACUCUUUGUAUUUUCUCUCCUAAGAAAAACACGGUGGUUCUAAGAUGUCCAAGUAAAGCGGCUAGCGACUGGAGUUGCGUAACCCCACCUAACAACCUAAACUAACCUAGUCAAUGUCGGCGUAGAGACUCCCAUAGUCUCCUUUCUCGCAGAAUAGUAGAUCGAUUGUGGAUUGCCACCCAACUUCAGCUGAGUUGCCAACGUAAAUUUUUUUUAUAGAAAUGUCAAUUUCUGCAUUGAAUUGCAUACUUUUUAUACCCUCCACCAUAGGAUGGGGGCAUACUAAUUUCGUCAUUCUGUUUGUAACUCCUUGAAAUAUUCGUCUAAGACCCCAUAAUGUAUAUAUAUUCUUGAUCGUCAUGACAUUUUAAGUCGAUCUAGCCAUGUCCAUCCGUCUGUCUAUCGAAAGCACGCUAACUUUCGAAGGAGUAAAGCUAGCCGCUGGAAAUUUUGCACAAACACUUCUUUUUAGUGUAGGUCGGUUGGGAUUGUAAAUGGGCUAUAUCGGUCCAUGUUUUGAUAUAGCUGUCAUAUAAACCGAUCUUGGAUCUUGAUUUCUUGAGCCACUCGAGCGCAUAAUUCUUAUCUGAUUUAUCUGAAAUUUUGCAUGAGAUGUUUUAUUAUUACUUCCAACAACUGUGCAAAGUAUGGUUGAAAUCGGCCCAUAACCUCAUAUAGCUGUCAUAUAAACCGAUCUUGAAUCUCGACUUCUUGAGCCUCUAGAGGGCUUAAUUCUAAUCCGAUUUGGCUGAAAUUUCACAUGACGUGUUUUGUUAUGACCUCUAACAACUCUGCCAAAUAUGGUUCAAAUCAAUCCAUAGCCCGAUAUAGCAGCCAUAUAAACCGAUCUGGGAUCUUGACUUCUUGAACCUCCAGAGGGCGUAAUUACUAUCCUAUUUGGCUGAAAUUUUGUACAACCGCUUCUCCCAUGGCCUUCAACAUACGUGUCAAAUAUGGUCUGAAUCGGUCUAUAGCCUGAUGCAGGUCCCAUAUACACCGAUCUCCCUAUUUCACUUCUUGAGCCCCUAAAGGGCACAAUUCUUACUCAUAUUGUCUGACAUUUUACACAUUGACUUUUACUAUGGUCUCAAACAUUCAAUACAGUUAUGGUCCGAAUCGGCCCAUAACUUGAUAUAGCUGCAAUAUUAUAGCAAUUCUUUUCUUUUAUCCUUUGUAUGCCUAAGAAGAGAUAUCGGGAAAAAAACUCUACAAAUGCGAUCUAUGGUGGAGGGUAUAUAAGAUUCAGCCCGGCCGAACUUAGCACAAUUGCCCAUCUGCUUUCGCAAGUAUCCAUGCUAUAAGUUUUGCUCAGUGUGGUUGUAUCCGUGUCUUAUUUUAUCGGUGGCUUUGUUCCUCGGAUACCCCAAACACAGCUCAUCUGCAAAUGCAAAUUUUGCCCAUGAACAUUCCACUAAGGAACAGGGGCAAACUUCUCACAUAUCAAUGAGUGCAGUCCGAUUCAAGUUAAAGCUCAAUGAUAAGGGGCCUCCUUUUUGUAGCCAAAUCCGAACGGUGUGCCGCAGUGCGACACCUCUUUGAAGAGAAGUUUUACAUGACAUAGUAUCUCACAAAUGUUGCCAGCAUUAAGAGGGGAAAACCACAGCUGAAAAAUUUUUUCUGAUGUUCUCGCCAGGAUACGAACCCAGGCGUUCAGCGUCAUAGGCGGACGUGCUGCGCUAUGGUGGACUGCCCAUCUGGUUUAGCAAAUAUCCGUGCUUUUGCUCUCUAUAAGAUCUAAAGUAGUAUCCAUGUUUUUUUUCUUGUUUUAUCUGUGGCAUUCUUUCUGAUCUGAUCCUCAUCAAGCUUCUUUAGGUGAGCAAACUUGUUCCGGUCGUGACGCCAAUAACUCGCCUUGUCAUAUCGAGCAUCAUAGGCACUCAGUAUAUGUACAAGAGCCGGUUCCGCUCGACCCCUCACUGAGACUCUCCGUUCGAUACCGCUGAUUGUUCGCGACAGCCGGUGCAGCUACACCGUAGGGAGCAUUCCACUAUCCGUAAUCUGUGGACGCGGUUGAUAGCUCGCAGCAUCAUAGGCACUCAGUAUUUGUACAAAAGCCGGUUCCGCCCGACCCCUCACUGAGACUCUCCGUUCGAUACCGCUGAUUGUUCGCGACUGCCGGUGCAGCUCCUCCGUAUGGAGCAUUCCACUAUCCGUAACCUGUGGACGCGUUUGGUAGCUCGCAGCUUCAUAUGUACUCAGAAUUUAUGCAAGAGCCGGUUCCGCCCGACCUCUCACUGAGACUCUCCGUUCGAUACCGCUGAUUGUCCGCGACUGCCGGUGCAGCUACUCCGUAUGGGGCAUUCCAGCUUACGGCUAAGCCUGUCGUGACAGCAAUGAACACCACACAGAUCGUAUCUCAAUAUUUCAGCCCGUGUGGUGCUCACAGCUAUCCCGUGACGGGGUACGUAGCGGAUGAUCCCGAUAAAGUCCUUCAUUGGCAAAGGCUGCCGCCUCUGUGUACAUUCACACUGCUAUAACAACAACAGUAGAUUUUUUCUCUCGCUUUGACUGGCCUAUUAUCUCUCUCGCUUUGACUGGCCUACUAUGCCAAUAGCAUAGACGUUCAGCAUGCAUUAGAGCCAAUAUCGUGUGGCGUUUGUUCAAAAUCUACAGACUGGCUUUGGUUCGGGGAGGUUCUUUUCCGUUUUAGUCAAGUUUGUCGGGGACAGUUUGUUUUGCAGGGAUGCCAAACAUAGACAUGGCUUCGAAUAUUCUGCAAAAUUUCAAGCGGCUAUCUUUAUAGGUGCGAACGCAAUCUUCAGAAUGUCAAGACGUAGCCUGUCCUAUUUAUAAGCGCCAUCAUUAAGGUGUCAAGUCCUGGGACCCACAGAGAGUUUAGCUCGGUUAGAGAUUAGAAUGUGUCUUAUAACGCUGAAAGCCUUAUUUCGAAACCUGGUGAGAACAUCGGUCUCAGCGACGCAGCCAUGUCGCUCUAAAUAAUACUGUCCGAUUUAAGUUGUACUAAAACUCGAAUCGGCCAAAAAUUUGUAAUUUUGCCUCGGACCAACAAUACUUUCGCUGGCUGUAGUUUUCUAAUGGAUGGGACAAUCACCACUUUAUCGCAGACGUUUGCAUGUCUGCUUUACCGUUGCCUCGGGCCAUCCCUUAAUAUGGUUGAAGCCUUAGCUGCAGCAAGCCUUUUAAUUACCGUGAUGACAAGCAGAUUUGCCAGAAAGGCAUUUAGAUUCCUGGCUGGCCUCGGACAUCAGUUGUUUUGACGAUGAUGGGGAAGGAUGUAAGUGACAGACGCACCAAAGGCCUUCUUGAGACCUAGCGUUACUCGGUGGGUACGAUGGUGUGCGGCACUCGAUGCAUCGUAAAACAGGAGAAGUGUGGUGCCAAGCUAUCCGCAAUGCUCCAGAAACUAGAAAAGGAAAACGUGGUGCGGGGUGGCAUCUAGAGCUGUCGGCAGGCCUCUUGAAACUAGAACUUGCACAAGACGCGCCGGCUGGAGUUGUUGACAAGCCACCAGAGACGGAUAAGACACGGCGUGAGGAGUUAUCUUCAAGCUAGCAGAAACUAGACCUGUAUGGCGGCUGGAGCUUUAGAUUCGAACCUCGUUUCCUAGUUCCUCGGUUAAGGUCGAUUACUUUUUCUGUCUAGUGAAAUUGUGUUAUUUUUUCUGUUUGCUACGAUUAAGGCAAUUGAUUUUUUGUUUUAAAAUCUUAAAAUGUGGUUUGGAUCAAACAGACCUUUUCCUCAGCAGACAAACAUAGCCAGUACAUACACAUCCAUACAUUUCCUAUGACAUAUUAUAAUUUGGGAUUACAAAUGAAAUUGUAACAUUAAGCCUAAAUUUGAUCAAUAAAAAAAAUUCCAAAUGAA
This is a messenger RNA of Stomoxys calcitrans (stable fly), 5925 nucleotides long. RefSeq names its product probable splicing factor, arginine/serine-rich 6 (gene x16). Gene Ontology annotation, biological process: mRNA splicing, via spliceosome. Gene Ontology annotation, molecular function: RNA binding; zinc ion binding. The coding region runs from base 202 to 1068 and encodes 288 amino acids. The transcript is spliced from 3 exons. Gene Ontology annotation, cellular component: nuclear speck. NCBI's taxonomy places the organism in Eukaryota, Metazoa, Arthropoda, Insecta, Diptera, Muscidae. The record is from RefSeq and is a predicted model, not a curated record.